This is a messenger RNA of Diceros bicornis minor, 2917 nucleotides long. RefSeq names its product SLX4 interacting protein (gene SLX4IP). The coding region runs from base 688 to 2019 and encodes 443 amino acids. The record is from RefSeq and is a predicted model, not a curated record. Lineage: Eukaryota; Metazoa; Chordata; Mammalia; Perissodactyla; Rhinocerotidae. The transcript is spliced from 10 exons.
CCAUCCUUGUGCUAGUAAUUUUCUGGUGUCAAGAAGCACUCCAUACCGCAGAAAUGCUGCGUUUUAUUUUUCUUUCUCUCGAUCACCUCCGCUGUCUAGUUUUGUGGGUAACCGUGAUUCGUCACCUGCCAAUCAUAUUCACUGCGCUCGCAGCCUCUAAAUAGGCAUCCUUUGCCGCCAUUUUUGUUUUGGGCCCUUCUUGAAAGCCGCGAGAUCCUGAGCGGAGGCCAUUUUUCUUUUGGGCAGAUUCGUCGCGGUUUCCAGGCUCCUCGCGGUAUUUGGCCGCCAUCUUAAGUCCUGGUUGGGGCUUCAAGCCGACAGAGAGGCUGCCCAGAUCAUCUUGUGUUUGGGCGGCUGCCGCGUUUCCCAGUGCGCGGGAGACGCUGGGAAGGAGGAAGAGAGCCUAAGCGCGAAUCUGGAAAGCUUCUGAAGGUUGUGUUGAGAGCCUGCUGUCUCUGUAGUCUUGAGUUCCCACAGCCAGGUGCUGCUCCAUCAGUGACCCUGGACAGUAGCAAAACCAAUAAAAGCCCGAACCCAAACCCCGCUACCAUCGUAGAGUGACCACUUUUACUGUCCCACCAGCAUUGUAUGAGAGAUCCGUUUUCUCUGCAUCCACACUAACAUGUGAUGUUAUCGCUAUUUUUUAUUUGCCAUUCUGGUCUGUAAUUACUCUGGAAUCAAUAAGCCAUGGCAUCAAAGAAGUUUGCUAUCAAAUGUGGGGAUUUUGCUGUCCUGGUGGAUCUUCACAUAUUGCCGCAAGGUUCAAACAAAGAUACCAGCUGGUUUUCUGAACAGAAGAAAGAGGAAGUCUGUCUACUGUUAAAAGAAACCAUUGAUUCAAGAGUUAAGGAGUACUUGGAGGUUCGUAAACAGCACAGGCCGUCUAAUACAGAAUUCACAAGAUCCAGUCCCUUGUCCUUAAAAGAUGAAGGGACUGAGCCACUUCAGGGACUAGAGACCAUCCCAGGUGCUAUGGCCCAGCCUCCUGGAAGAGCUGAUUGUAGUGUUCUCCCCUUCCUCUCAAGGUAUGGCUUUCAAAUCACAGCCUAUUUCCUCAAGAGAGGGAUACGCCUUCGCUGCUUCGGAGGCUCAGAGAAUGCUGAACUACGUGUAUUUCCUGACAGAUUUGUUGUCUGUGUAAGUCAGCUUGCAUACAAUUGUGAUCUUUUGGCAAAUCAGAAUGAAGAAUUGACGGAACGAGCUCUCCACGGAGCGUCUGAUUAUUUUGCUGAGUGUGUGGAGAGUCCACUUCCUCCCAGCGCAAAGCUCAAGAGAAACGCUCUGAAAGAAAUUGUGAAAAGAACUGAAACAAAAAGCAGCGUCAUGAGCAAAUCACGGAGUAGCAGGGACUUCGUGGGAAUGGCUAGUGACUCAGUGAUUGCAGAGAUAGCAAGGAGGAGGGGUGACAGUCGGGCUUCUUCCAGUCCCCCGUCGGAGUCCACGGGACAAGCAAAGGAUUACAUAAAGGCAGCUGAGAGCCACUGGGGUCUUCCUAUUCAAAAGCUGGAAAGUGUUCAUCAGACCCAGCCAGAAGACACUAGCAGCCAGCAAAAACCUCAUCCUGGGGAGCGGUCAGAGACAGGCCUCCUAAGCAGGAGCCCUGCCUGUAGCUGUGAGUCAGCAUCACCAGGUCCAAGACAGAGUCCACGAGGGGCCGGCACACAGCAGAAACGUAGGAACUGCAGCUCUCCGGAAGACUUCAACCACCACAAGAGAGUUGCUCUUGCAAGUGAUCGAUUAGUCUCAAGAGAAAUAAUAGUGGAGAGAGGCAAAGCUGUCAGGGUCUUGCCAACUUUAGAGCUGUCAGAUCCAGGGUUACUUCUGAAACAAGAUCUGGCAAAACCCACAUCUAACGAAGAGUUGCAUGUUUUGGAAAAUCUCUCCUCCAGACAUUUUAUGAAAAAUAAACCAGAGCAGGCACAGCAAACCGGCUCAGCCACAAGCACUGGAAGGUUACCUACAGUUCAGGGCAGCCCAACCAAGAAAACAAAGAAACGAAAGAGGCCUCUAACUUACUAAAGAGGAUUGCAGAAUUGUAGUUGAGGAGAUAGUGGCCAAACUUGUGAAAAAUGAGCAGUGUGUAUAGAUGCUGUGAUUUUAAAGGAAUUAGGAUGAUCAUUUUAAAUAGAAAAUAUAUAUCCACGUUAGGGUUAGCUUUCAAAGCAGUCACCUCCAGGAGCCAAAUGCUUGUCCUAACAACAUUGCUACUUUCUUGUCAUAUUUUAUAACUGUCUUCAGAAAAUUAUGUUAGUGAUAAACAGCCAUCCGCCUUGUCAGGGAUGACAGCAUUCCUGCAAGAACUACAUGACGAAACCAUUCAUAUGCCUCCUUGGCACAUCACUGUACAGACCAUGCGAUGACCUCAUAGAGACAGUGUCACAGUGCUGCUGUUCAGUUCUGGGGGUACAAUUUAUCCCCCUACUCUUCAGCCUGAGUAGCACAGCAGUGAAGGAAUAGGCUAAUGGGUCUCACCAUCUGGUCCUGGCACCAGCUUCGUUGUCUGAAAACGUGUUAGAAAUGCAGAUCUGGAGCCCCACCCCAGGCCUACUGAACGAGAAGCUGUGGGUGAUUCCCGAAACAUGCUCAAGUUCGAGAACCACUAGACUGAUUAGAGACUCCCUAGUGUUUAUUUCCUCUAGCCUGGCUACCAUGGGCAGCCUCCAGCUCAUCAGCUGGGGCCCACGUGUGGACAUGCACACCAUCAUGCUCCCUCAAACUUGUAAAGCACCUGGGUUCAGUGUAUGAGUCACUGUGUUCCCAGGUUCUUAAGUAUGGCAGCCACAGCACUUAGAGAGCUGUUACUUACCCUAAGAAUUGCGGGACAUUUACAUAUAAUUCAGCCCAGCGUCAGGGGAAGACAUAGAAGAGGCUUGUUCUUGCUUGUAGCUCAGGCAUAUUCCUGCCCUUUUCCCCACCU